Messenger RNA from Gopherus flavomarginatus (Mexican gopher tortoise), 6683 nucleotides. It is a transcript of the gene YEATS2, whose product is annotated as YEATS domain containing 2. Bases 387 to 3575 code for a protein of 1062 amino acids. Gene Ontology annotation, molecular function: histone binding. Gene Ontology annotation, cellular component: NuA4 histone acetyltransferase complex. The transcript is spliced from 26 exons. Lineage: Eukaryota; Metazoa; Chordata; Testudines; Testudinidae. The record is from RefSeq and is a predicted model, not a curated record. Gene Ontology annotation, biological process: regulation of transcription by RNA polymerase II; chromatin remodeling.
GCGGCUGCUGCACAGGGCGGCCGGGAGCCGCGCUGAGCGCUCGGGGCCGGCGGCUGGAGGAGGCGAGCAGCGGACCCCGGCAGGCGGUCUUGUCUCCCCUGCAAACUGUAAAGGCACCUGGAAGACUAGUGGCUACAUAAAUCACAGUUGAAAGCUGAGGAAUUGAAAGAAAAUAACUUUUAUUCUCACUGUUUAAACCGGCUUUUGUUAAUAUCCGUUUAACUGCAGCAACAAAGAGGACAGUUGUUUGAGAUUCAACACUCCACUCCUUGAAAAAGGGCAGAGAGUUUAAAACCCUCAUUGAACACCUCCCACACUACCUAGCAAAGGCAGGGGAAACCAGACUUUACAUUCCUGAUAUCUCAAAGUGAAGCAGUCAAACUACCAUGUCUGGAAUCAAGAGAGUGAUUGAGGAGAAGGACCCGGACUAUGAGGAGAUUUCAGUCACACAUCCAAAUAAACGUCACAAAGCAGCUGAACAGUCAGCUCGAGAUGCUGCUGUACAGAAGAUUGAGACAAUUAUUAAAGAGCAGUUUGCUGUUGAAAUGAAGAAUAAGGAACAUGAGAUUGAAGUCAUAGAUCAGCGCCUGCUUGAGGCAAGGAGGAUGAUGGAUAAGCUUCGUGCCUGCAUUGUGGCUAACUAUUAUGCUUCUGCUGGUCUCCUUAAAGUUGGAGAGGGAGCCAAGACAUGCGACUCUAUGGUUUUUAAUCAUCCUUCAAUCAAGAAGUUCUUGGAAUCGCCAUCCAGAUCCUCAUCUCCUGCUAAUCAUGGAUCAGAAACGCCAUCUGCCAACCAUUCAGAAAGUGACUCAUUAUCUCAGCACAAUGACUUCCUCUUGGAGAAAGACAAUGGCAAUCUGGACAUGGAAGAGCGAUUGGCAAACAACCUGUAUCAGAGACCAAGCAGAAAUACCGGACGGGUAACGUUAAGCUGUGAAACGGGGGGUGGACAGAAGGACACUUCUGGUGUUACAAGCUCUCAUAAAACAGGCCAGCGAAAGGCCAGUCUGUUAAAUGAUGAGACUUCACGGCUCUAUGUGAAGAAAACAAUUGUGGUUGGCAACGUCUCCAAGUAUAUUCCUCCUGACAAGAGAGAGGAGAACGAUCAGUCAACCCAUAAAUGGAUGGUGUAUGUACGAGGCUCUCGGAGAGAACCCAGUAUAAAUCAUUUUGUCAAGAAAGUCUGGUUCUUCCUUCAUCCCAGUUACAAACCUAACGACCUGGUGGAAGUCAGAGAGCCUCCAUUUCAUUUAACCAGACGAGGCUGGGGAGAAUUUCCAGUGAGGGUUCAGAUUCACUUUAAGGACAGCCAGAACAAAAGGAUCGAUAUCAUACACAAUCUGAAGUUGGACAGAACCUAUACUGGCUUGCAGACACUUGGUGCAGAAACGGUAGUGGAUGUUGAGCUACAUCGGCAUUCUCUUGGCGAGGAUUAUCUCUUUUCCCAGUCUUCUGAAUCUGACCUUUCUGAUGUCCCCACGUCUUUACCAUUACCACUAAGUGUACCAGCACCAGUGAAAGCUUCUUCACCAAUUAAACAGUUACUUGAGUCCAUUCCAGAUGCUUCUGUGGACAAAGGAUUCCCUGUGAAUGCUGAAACUGAAAGACAUACCACUUUUUAUUCCCUGCCAUCUUCAGUAGAACGGACUCCCACCAAAUUGGCAACACAGAAAGUAACCUUUGGCUCUCAUGGAAAUUCAGCUUUUCAGCCAAUUGCAGCUAGUUGCAAAAUAAUACCUCAGGGUCAGAUCCCGAGCCCCGCAGAAUCUCCAGGAAAAUCCUUCCAGCCCAUCACCAUGAGCUGCAAGAUUGUAUCAGUAGCUUCUCAACCAGACACAAUGAUGCUACAUUUGCCUGGCACAUUUUUAGUUGGUCAGCCAUCUCCCCAGCAUUCUGGAAAGCAAUUGGCACCAGCAUCAGUUGUUCAGGGCAGUGUAGGAGCCGGAGCAUCUUCCACUCAAGGACAGCAGGCAUUAAAAGUAAUAACUGGACAGAAGACUGCUUUAUUUGCCCAGGCGGCUCCUGGUGGACAGACGUCACUGAUGAAAAUAUCAGAUGGUUCAUUGAAAUCGGUGCCAGCUUCCUCACAGCUCUCCAAACCCGGCACCACCGUGCUGAGAGUUUCGGGAGGGAUGAUCACUGCGGCCACAACCCCAGCCAUGUCCCUCCCUGCAAAUGGAAUUUCACAGCAAGUGGAUGGUGCAGGUUCCAGUUCAUCUUCCACUGUGGGUCCUGUGGCAAAGACAUCAGGACAGCAACACCAAAUUUGUAUAAACCAGGGGCAGUCUAGUUCAUCAGUAGCUAAUAAAACUGCUACUUCUACUGUUGUAAGUGUUGCUUCCUUGAUGACUACGCCAACCCCUGUUUCUGGCAAAGCUGCUGUAUCAGGAUUGUUAAAGAUCCACUCAAACCAGUCUAGUAGUCCCCAGCAGGCUGUGCUGACGGUACCUAGCCAGAUCAAACAGCUCAGCGUAAAUACAGCACCUGGAGGUGUUCAGACUAUACUGAUGCCUGUGAACAAAGUGAUACAGUCGCUGUCUACCAGCAAAGUGUCUGCUGCGACUGCUGUAACUUCAGCCAGUACAGUUGUACCCAUCUCCUCCACAGCAUCUGUCACUAAAGUUAAGAUGGAGCCUGAUUCAGCGGGACAGAACUGCAACUCUCUGGUCUCCCAAGAUGGUCAAGCAGCAGUAAAAACAGAAGAGAGCUCAGAACUCGGAAAUUACAUUAUCAACAUAGAACAUUUGGAGAAUGUCCAGCAACUUUUAACAGCGAUAGUGAAGAAAGUGCCAUUAAUUGCUGAGAAAAGUGAAGAUGUCAGUUCUUUCCGUGCCAGUUCAGUGGAACAGUACUACAGCUGGAAUAUUGGAAAACGAAGAGCAGCUGAGUGGCAGCGAGCAAUGACUGUGAGAAAAAUCCUACAAGAAAUCAUAGAGAAGCAUCCCAGAUUUCACAACAUCAGCCCCCUGAAAACCAAGCAUGUGGUACAUUGGUGUCGAUGCCACGGCUACACUCCGCCUGACCCUGAAGCCCUAAGGAACGAGGAAGAUUCAAUAGAAGAUGUCCUGACUCAAAUAGACAGUGAGCCAGAAUGCCCAUCUUCUUACACCAGUGGUGAAGAACUCUGCCGAAAACUGGAGGAGCUGCAGCAGUUUCUGAAACAAGAACCAGAGAAUGAUGAGGAAGUGGAUAUCCUCAGCUUUACUGAGCCACUGAAAAUAAACAUUAAAAAGGAACAGGAAGAGAAACAAGAGGAGAUGAAAUUCUAUUUGGCCUCCCUGCCUGCAUCAGAAUUUGUGAGGGACAUGGCACAGAAGAUAGGGAUUUCUUUUCAGCCUGUUGAGCUGCACAAGAACAUUUAUGCAUCAGUAAUAGAAGAUAUGGUUUUAAAGGCCACUGAACAACUUGUUAAUGAUAUCCUAAGGCAAGCCCUGGCUGUUGGGUACCAGACCGCUCCUCAGAACAGGAUUCCAAGAGAGAUCACAGUGAUGAAUAUUCACCAAGCCAUCUGCAAUAUUCCCUUUCUUGAUUUCCUCACAAACAAAAAUAUGAGGAUAUUAAAUGAGGAACAGUGAAAUAACCUGAAGAUGCUGUAGUAACAAUGGAUUGAAGAGUGAAAUAUUUAAUGACAAUUCCACUGUCUCUGUAGGACACUAUUAUAUACAUUUUAUAAUGUUGGGCUACUAGAUCAUUACCUCCAAUUAAAGAUGCACCUUAAUGCAACAAAAUGAUGCUCUGUUCCAAAUCAAGUUGUUAGACUGCAGUGUUGUUUACUCAGUAAGUGAUGAGCGAACUUCGUCAGUUUGGGUUCAGUUGCUAGCUGAAAAAGACUUGGCAGCAAAAUAGGCCUCCUCCAGCUGAUGACUGGAUAGCUUGCUGAGGUGAUGUAUUUUUAAGAUGGAAAUCCACAGCUCCCUUUGAGGCAGUCCACAGAUCAGUACAGAUUUUGCUGUGAGCUGGGGAGGCCAUUGGAGACCAUUUUUCCAAAGUAUCGCGAAUACAUGCAAAGCAAUAGGUAGCUUUGGAAGUUGGUUUGUUUGGAGGCUGAUGCUUGUGGUGAGCGACUUGUGCAGAUAUAAUUGAACGCCAUGAACAUGGCUCCAGUUACACAGCAGGACCAACCAUGCAGCUAACUGUAUGGUAACAAAUAUUUCCUUCCUUUAGGAGAGACUGAGUGAGCACCUCAGACAUCCCGGUGAUGGUAGGUUGGGGGCAUGGCCAAGAUGAAUGAAUAACGUCAAAUUUAAAGGAUUAACUGAGCAUGUGACCUAUGUGAGGGGAAAAGUAAAGUGACUUGGAUGCGUGGCUUAUUUCACAGAGGAUUGUGUCAAGAUUUCUGGGCGUUAAUUGGCAAGAUCCUUUGCUUCUCUAGCAAGUAUUGACCUUGGCUGCUGGAAGAAUUCCGAUUACUGAGCUGGAGAGCAAGCGAAUAGCUCUGUAAUACUUGUUUAAAUCUUUGGAGAACAUUAGUCCAUGAUCAGCACAGAUUGUGAGGAACUGACUGCAACAAAACUUUGGUUUAAACUCUGUAUAGCAGAAAGGUACCCAGCAGGAUUGGGGAAAACACAGGCACUUUGGACAUGGCAGCAUCUAAUACCAUGGCUGUGGGUAGAACCUUUACUUCCGGUCCCACCACUCACCUGCUUUAGGUAUUGCUACGUUCUCCUCCUUGUGAAUGCCACAUCUGAAGGGCACACUGCAGCCUUGCAAAUGUUUAUUGACGUAAGAAGGUCUAACCGGCAAUAUAAAAAUCUUCCUGGUAUGUAUUUGGCAAUAUUGUAAACAUGCUGUCAAUGUUGAGGGGCCCAAAAUUUGACUAUUACUUUACCAGGCUUUCAAAGUCCUUGUCUUUUUGAGGCAGUACCACAUAAUAGGUUGAAUGAGGGCCUGAGAGCCGGGGACUCCUGAGUUCUGGUCCCAUCUGGGUCACGCAUUUGCUGCUUGGCCUGGAGGAAGUUGCAUCACUGCUCAGUGCCCCAGUUUCCCCAUAUGCAAAAUUGGGAAUAAGGGUACCUAUCUCAUAGGGGUGUUCUGAGGCCUAAUUAAUAUUUGUGCUGCAAUUUCAAAAUGUAAAGCAUUUUAGAAGUGCUAAAUAAGCUUCUUUUGUUGGGGAAUAGGGUGUAUUUCAAAACUAAUACUUGAGUGCUUUCUUCACUAGAAAAUUAAUAAACUUGAUACCAGGAGCUCUGCAGUUAAACAGAACUAUGUGCAUGCUCCAGGGAGAGUGAUUCAGCUGAAAAAAGAUGGUUUCAGGCUUUCAAGGAGCAGUUACAAACCAGAAUAAAAUUAAAUUAAUUUUUAAACUAUAGACCCUUGACACUGUCCUCCUCAGGCCAGAAUCGGCCAUUGUUGCCCACCGCAAAGAGGACCUUCAUCUGCAGAUAGCCCCAUUGAAAUCAACAGGACUGGAGUACAGUACUACUCAGUUUGCCCUGAACAUUGAAAAUGGGACUGAUGAGAGGGAAUUUGAGUCGGGCUCUGAGAUGAAGAGCUUUGAUGGCAUUGGCGUGGAUGUUUUAAACACUCGGGCCCAGCUGUGGAAUUCUUACUUGUGCUGGUGAGCACCCAGAAAGGGCAGUUGCAUGAGAGAGCACUCGCUGGCUUGAGGAACAGCUGCACAAUCUGGCCCUUACUCUACCAUAGUCUGAAGUAGUAUUGCUGUGGGGACUCUUGCUAGAGCACAGUGGCUGGGCCAGUGCUGAGAGUGGAGAGGAAUCAGUUUAAUUUAGGAAUAUCAGGCCCUAUCUUAGCUUCCCUGUUGGGGCCUGGCAGCCUCUUAUCCUUUGUUUGGUUUGCAGGCUGUAGGGAAGUCAAGCCUCCUACACCUUUUAGAUACACUUGUACACAAUUUGUAAGUUAGGCUCUGUAGUCCCAUCCCAGGCUGCAUAAAACCUUCCCUAUGUGGCAGUUAGUUGCCCUUUGGGGCACCCAGUGCACUGGUAUUCUGGAGCGACACAUGCACUUCCAUCCCUUAGUACUAAAUGAUUCAUUGGUUGCCUGGUUUUCAAAAGUGCUGAGCACCCAGCAGCUCCUAUAGAUGUAGGAUCCCAUCUUUGGGCACCUGCCAUUCAAAAUCUUGGCACCUGCCAUUCAACUGCUUGAGCCACAUGAUUUUCAGCUUUUGAGUUCUAAAAAGUCCCCUAAACCAAGGCAUCUAUUCUGUAGUAGUUUGAAGGAGCUACAAUAAUUGAGUCUCUUGAUUCAUUUCUAAGCAAGCCAGGUUAAUAUAGUUACCCCUAGGAGAAUAAUCUGACGUGAAAUUUGCUAAGAACAAGCUAUCCAUUCAAACCAAAAGCAGUUACCAAUAAUAUUUGUUUAGUUGUCCAAAUGUAGGACAUUUUUGCAAGAAGGUUUUUGAAUUCUCAAGAGUGGUGGGAGAGACAUUUCUUCAUGAGAAAAUAAUCUGUUCCAUCAGAAUUGAAGAGAAGAAAGUUAUGUCACACAACAAGGGGGAGGCUGUAAAAAUUGGUAAACCAAGUUAAGUGUGAAAGAAAUUGGAAUAUUUCAGAAUAUUCCGCUAUGUGCUCUGUGGCUUUUUAAAAAGUCUUAAUGUCAGUCAAAGAUCUCCUUACAAACAUUGUCCAUAUUUGAAAUGUUGAGUGUUAAAUCCUCCACAUUCUGUAUUAUAAUGUAAAAUUGUGUAAUAUACAUAAGUUUACAAUAAAUUCUUUUAUUAGUUGUGA